Bufo gargarizans (Asiatic toad) is the source of this 6449-nucleotide messenger RNA. Its product is annotated as carcinoembryonic antigen-related cell adhesion molecule 1-like. The transcript is spliced from 13 exons. NCBI's taxonomy places the organism in Eukaryota, Metazoa, Chordata, Amphibia, Anura, Bufonidae. The record is from RefSeq and is a predicted model, not a curated record. The coding region runs from base 109 to 2226 and encodes 705 amino acids.
UUCAGAAAGCAGCAAACCAGGAAGAAGAAAGGACAAAGUCUGAAGGAGAAGAAGUCACAGCAGAAGUGAGAGGAGAGCUGGCAGCACGGAGCGCACAGGAGCCGCAGAAUGGACCGGUACCAGCCCAUCCUGGCCCUCAUCCUGCUGCUGGGACUGACAGGUGAUGUGGACGCUGUCGUCGAUGUGACAGGAAUCACCGGGAGAUCGGUUCUAUUUGACGUGAAUCCUCCACCCCCAGAAAAUUCUGGAUUAUCCUGGACUUUUAAAAACCAGAAUGUGGCUGUGAAUUUUCCUUCUUUUCGUUGUUUCGAUAAUUUGAUAGGAAAAUGUCAGUUUUAUGUGAACGGAUCCCUGAGAAUCGACAGUGUCAAUUCCACGAAUGAAGGUUCUUAUACUCUGAAUGUAGUUCCAGUUACUUCACCACCUGAACUUACAGAAUACCGGCUCCGGGUGUACGCUCCUCUGGAUAAACCCGUCCUCAGGAUUAGAUCGGACUCCAUGAAUGUCGUCAAUGGCACCGAUGUGACCCUCCAGUGUGACGCCGGUGGUCAGACUGUGACUAAUUACACCUUCUACCGAGACCAGACGCCUAUAUGCACCGCACCCCAUGUCUCCUGCAGCGGAUCAUCCCUGAACUUCACCCCGAUAUCUGAGAUUCACAAUGGGAACUACACCUGCCGCAUCGAGAACCCGGUCAGCUCCAGCACCAGUGACCCCAUCAAUGUGACCGUAUCAUAUCGUAUAUCGGAUAUAUCACUGACGGUGAAUACAUCCGCACUGGUUUGGCCGGGAUUAGACUCGGUGUCUCUGCGCUGUUCGGCCCGCGGUACAAAUGUCAGCUACUCCUGGAGCCUGGACGGGGCGGCCCUGCCUCCGGAGCCACAUUACGUGCUAAGUGCAGAUAGAAGCGUUCUCACCAUCAGCCCGGUGUCUUCUAAGGAUAAUGGAUCCUUCACCUGUACAGCCGCGAACAGUAUAAACAACCUGACGAGCCCCGAAGUCCUCCUCCACCUCGGCUCCCCGGUCUCAGCAGUGACUCUGAGCAGUAACGCGUCCUCCGCAGAGCUCUGGGACGGACAGGACUCCGUGUCUCUCCAUUGCUCGGCUCAGGGUUCAGCCAUCACCUUCACAUGGAGCCUGGAUGGAAAACCAGUGUCCUCAAAGCCUCAAUAUUACAUUACUGAGAGCAAGUCUCCUCCGUACUCCAAUCUGACCAUCAGCCCGGUCUCCAGGACCGACGGUGGACCCUUCACCUGUACAGCGUCCAACCUGCUGAAUAGCGAGAUCAGCAAUGAGCUCAGCUUCAAUAUCAACUGGCGCCCGGAUGGAGAAAUAUCAUGUCCAGUAACUUCUAAUGGCGAUAUUUUGAGCCUUGUCUGCUCUUGGGAAAAUGGUCGACCUCCCGCCAAUGUGACGAUGACAUUUAACGGCACAACUGAGAUGAGUCCAAACAUCGUGACCAGGAAUGUGUCCUCCAAGACUCUGAUCUUGGGCUCAGUCCUCAACUGCACUGGUGAUCAGCUGGGGAAGACGUCAAUCUGUCAGAAGAUCCUGGAGCCUCCAUAUUCUCCAGUACAUAAUAACACAAUAAAAGACGUACCAGAAGGAGGUAGUGUCACCCUGACGAUAAAUUUAAUGGCGAGACCUACUUCCCGUAUAUCUUCUAAGAUCCUCCCGGCAACCUUCACCUGGUAUAUGGGCAACACAGAAAUAAAGAGCGGCGUCACCUCCACAAAUUAUUCAUCCACCCUCCACAUCUCCGAGGUGACGCAGGCGAAGUCUGGAAGAUAUGAAUGUACCGCCAGAAAUGUGAUCGGGAGCGAGACCUUCAUCUUUAAUGUCAACGUGACUGCAAAAGUUGUCCCUCCUAAUAAUGACCUUGAUGGUGGUGAAAUCGCCGGCAUCGUCAUCGGCGUCCUCGCUGGGCUGACCAUUAUUGGGAUCAUCGUCUUCUUCAUUGUGAAGAAAAAGAAAAGGCACGAUGACGACAGGAGAUUGAAGGAUUCUACCGACCAGAUAGAUACCAUACAAUAUGCAGAGGUAGCACUCAACAAGGAAAAUGGAGGUGUAGCAGAAACCACAAUGUCCACCAACCCCGCUGAUGAUAAGGAUGAAUUAAAAUACGCUGCAAUCAAUUUCCAGAACAAAUCCUCCACCAAGUCCGUGGCGCCGACAAUACCGCAGGAAACUGUAUAUAGUGAUGUGAAAAAUGCAUCCAAAAGAUAAUCCCCAGAUCCCACAACAGAUACCAGUCACAGUGGACAUCCUGAGCCCGGGUCCCACCACACAUCCCAGUCAUGGUAGACAUCCCAAUCUCCAAUCCCACCGCACAUCCCAGUCACAAUGGACAUCCCAAGCCUGGAUCCCACCGCACAUCCCAGUGUCGAUAGACAUCCUGAUCUGGGAUCCCACCGCACAUCCCAGUUAUAAUGGACAUCCCAAGCCUGAAUCCCACUGCACAUCCCAAUCACGGUGGACAUUUUGAACCAAGAUCCCACCGCACAUCCCAGUCCCUGGGGAAAUCCCAAUCCCAUUUCCUGCAACACAUCCCAGUCAUGAUAAACCAUCUCCAAUGUACGUCACUGACCACCCCUCGGAUGCCCACCUCAUGUGCACAGGUAGCAACGAUUCACCUCUGUACACUCUGCACUAGGAUCUCUCUGCUUCAGGGACUUAUUAAUGCUGGACUACUCCUGAUCAUCACCAGAGACAUGUAACCUGGUUACUAAUAGUUGUGAAACUCGAGGAGGGACUGGAGCGUUUUCUUCUCUGCCAGGAAUAUUUAUGAUCCAUCAUGACUCGUCUGGAUGGGGUUUAUAGCUAUUGUCUCAGAAGGUGCCUUCAUAUAUGGUCCUGCCGUUGUGAGGCCUAUCCUGCCCCAGAUUAAUGAAUGACAGCUUCAGCGACCUUUGCUUCUUGGCACCAAUUGGAAAUCUUACCUUUUUAACCUUCUCAGAACACACCUGUAUGAGGCCCUGUUCACUUGUUAUAGUCCUGGAAAUGGAUUUUAAGUUCCUUAAGGGAGAGACCUGUUAACACGAGGUCCUCGGUGCCGACCAUGAGUGGUGUCCUCUCCUACAGGCCCAGUGUCCUCUUCCGUCCCCCGAGAACUGUUUUAGGUGAUUUAAAUUUUGUAUAUGAGAAAUUAGACAAGGAAAUAUUAGAUAAGAAAGCGCUGAACCCCCCAAAAAAAUAGCUGAAUGUGGAAGUUCUCAUCUGUAGAGUGGAUUUUGCACUAAACGGAGCCUCGAUGCAACAGAAUGUGGCUGGAGACCCAGCUCUAGAGACAGGUGGGGGUCUCAGAGGUGGGACCCGCUCCUCUCAGGCAUUUAUAGUGCCUCCGGUGGAAAUGCCCUUUAAAAGGCCUGAGAUUAUGUAUUUAUAUGGUUUUGAUCGUCAUUACCCCAAUGUACCUAAAGAAAAGAAAAGCAGAAAAAAACUUAGCAAAUAAUCUUGACUAAAAUUCAAUUGUCCUGCGUCUACAACCCCUGUGCAGAGCUUUACUUCUCCAUGGUAACAGACUACAGAGAAGCCCUGUGUAGUCUGACCCUCAGUCAUAGUCCUUUCUAUCUGUAACCCACCAAACCAAAUGUCUGUAAGCGUGGGGACCGAUGGAAGAGACGGCACAUGGAGGCUUACAGAGAAGGUCCAGGAGGCAAGACAUUUGGUGCUGCCUUUGAAGCCAAUAAUGUGCAAAUAAAACCUGUUAAAGUUAAAUGAUGAUAGGAGGAAACCUAAAUAAUUUGGUGGACCCAAGGAGCCCCUGUCUGACCCGGAGUCAAAUGUGUAAUGCACUGUACACACUGUCAGCAUGCUUCAUCCCUUACGUCCCUUACACAGAGGUUGAGGGCGCAGCUUUAUCUCCAUUGUUUACACUGCAACGCUGCUUCUUUAAAUUGACCGAAGGGUCUGUUAAGCUGAUUGCAAAUUGUCCCCUUGCUGGACCCCUAGUAAUCAGCAGUGUUCUGCUCUCCUGCAGCGCCUCCACAGGAGGAAUGAAGUAUUACACAAUGCCUCGUGAGAUCCAGAUAGUGAAUGCACACCGGUCAUCCUGGAACUGGAUGCACUUUGUAGGAUAUUCCUUAUAUAUCCUCCUCACAGACAGACUGACAUUUCAGUAUGGACGGGUCUUAUCUCAUGGACGUCCACAUGUAACAUGUAUAAAGAUUCAGGUGCUGGUAAAAAACCACUGCACUGUAUAGAUAGUCUCUGAACAGCAAACUACUAGACCACCGCGCCUUAUCCACUGCCCGGUGUGCCAUACCACCACACCUUAUCCCACUGCCCAGUGUGCCAGACCACCACACCUUAUCCCACUGCCCAGUGUGCCAGACCACCACGCCUUAUCCCACUGCCCAGUGUGCCAGACCACCACGCCUUAUCCACUGCCCAGUGUGCCAGACCACCGCGCCUUAUCCACUGCCCAGUGUGCCAUACCACCGCGCCUUAUCCACUGCCCGGUGUGCCAUACCACCACACCUUAUCCCACUGCCCAGUGUGCCAGACCACCACACCUUAUCCCACUGCCCAGUGUGCCAGACCACCACGCCUUAUCCCACUGCCCAGUGUGCCAGACCACCACGCCUUAUCCACUGCCCAGUGUGCCAGACCACCGCGCCUUAUCCACUGCCCAGUGUGCCAGACCACCGCGCCUUAUCCCACUGCCCAGUGUGUCAUACCACCAUGCCUUAUCCACUGCCCAGUGUGCCAGACCACAGCGCCUUAUCCACUGCCCAGUGUGUCAUACCACCACACCUUAUUCCACUGCCCAGUGUGCCAGACCACUGCGCCUUAUCCACUGCCUAGUGUGCCAGACCACAGCGCUUUAUCCACUGCCCAGUGUGCCAGACAACCACACCUUAUCCACUGCCCAGUGUGCCAGACCACCACGCCUUAUCCACUGCCCAGUGUGCCAGACCACCGCGCCUUAUCCCACUGCCCAGUGUGUCAAACCACCAUGCCUUAUCCACUGCCCAGUGUGUCAUACCACCACGCCUUAUCCCACUGCCCAGUGUGCCAGACCACUGCGCCUUAUCCACUGCCUAAUGUGCCAGACCACAGCGCUUUAUCCACAGCCCAGUGUGUCAUACCACCACGCCUUAUCCACUGCCCAGUGUGUCAUACCACCACGCCUUAUCCACUGCCCAGUGUGCCAGACCACUGCGCCUUAUCCACUACCCAGUGUGCCAGACCACUGCGCUUUAUCCACUGCCCAGUGUGUCAUACCACCACGCCUUAUCCACUGCCCAGUGUGUCAUACCACAACACCUUAUCCACUGCCCAGUGUGCCAGACCACUGCGCCUUAUCCACUGCCCAGUGUUCCAUACCACCACGCCUUAUCCACUGCCCAGUGUGCCAGACCACUGCGCCUUAUCCACUGCCCAGUGUGUCAUACCACCACGCCUUAUCCACUGCCCAGUGUGCCAGACCACUGCGCCUUAUCCACUGCCCAGUGUGUCAUACCACCACGCCUUAUCCACUACCCAGUGUGCCAGACCACUGCGCUUUAUCCACUGCCCAGUGUGUCAUACCACCACGCCUUAUCCACUGCCCAGUGUGUCAUACCACCACGCCUUAUCCACUGCCCAGUGUUCCAGAACACUGCGCCUUAUCCACUGCCCAGUAUGCCUUACCACCAUGCCUUAUCCACUGCCCAAUGUGGCAGACCACCGCGCCUUAUCCACUGCCCAGUGUGCCAUAACACCACGCCUUAUCCACUGCCCAGUGUGCCAUACCACCACGCCUUAUCCACUGCCCAGUGUGCCAUACCACCACACCUUAUCCACUGCCCAGUGUGGCAGACCACUGUGCCUUAUCCACUGAGCAGUGUGCCAGACCACCACGCCUUAUCCACUGCUCAGUGUGCCAUACCACCACACCUUAUCCACUGCCCAGUGUGCCAGACCACCUUGCCUUAUCCAUUGCCCAGUGUGCCAGACUACCACGCCUUAUCCAUUGCCCAGUGUGCCAGACUACCACGCCUUAUCCACUGCCCAGUGUGCCAAACCACCUUGCCUUAUCCAUUGCCCAGUGUGCCAGACUACCACGCCUUAUCCACUGCCCAGUGUGCCAAACCACUGUGCUUUAUACAUUGCCCAGUGUGCCAGACGACCACACCUUAUCCUCUGCAUAGUGUACCAGACCACCAUGCCUUGUCCACUGCCCAGUGUGCCAGACCACCUCAUCUUAUCCACUGCCCAGUGUGCCAGACCACUAUGCCUUAUCCACUGCCCAGUGUGCCAAACCACCAUGCUUUAUACAUUGCCCAGUGUGCCAGACGACCACACCUUAUCCUCUGCAUAGUGUACCAGACCACCAUGCCUUGUCCACUGCCCAGUGUGCCAGACUGCCGUGCCUUAUCCACUGCCCAGUGUGCCAGACCACCUCAUCUUAUCCACUGCCCAGUGUGCCAUACCACCAUGCCUUAUUCACCUCGUAGUGUGGCAGA